Penicillium cinerascens is the source of this 312-nucleotide messenger RNA. RefSeq lists its product as uncharacterized. The record is from RefSeq and is a predicted model, not a curated record. NCBI's taxonomy places the organism in Eukaryota, Fungi, Ascomycota, Eurotiomycetes, Eurotiales, Aspergillaceae. The transcript has a single exon. The coding region runs from base 1 to 312 and encodes 103 amino acids.
AUGGCCAUUUGGGCAUUGUCCACCACCGGCAGCAGCGAGCCAGUGGAGCGAGACCACAAGACAAUUCCAGGACUAUCGCUCCACCGGGAACCAGCAACCGAGGACGUGAGAUCAUCAGCAUUCCCCCCUCUCCAGUGGGCACCUGCUGUGAGUGUACAUUUCGGUACAUCUCCAGUUUGGGAAGGGGCAAAAGACCACGCUACCGAGCAGCAGAACGGCCUGCAAACCAAGCCUGGCGGGGUGGAGCCGCAAAACGACAUCAUCGCGGCGCCGAUCCCAGUCCAGGCACGUCACUCGCUUCUCCGAAUGUGA